GGAUCUCUGGUAGUGUGGUCUCUCUGUGCCCAACAGUGGUGCGGUACUGAGCUCACUGGCGCCCCCUCUCUGUCUCCCAACACACAGCACACUAAUGAUUUUGCCCUGUACACCGAGGCCAUUAAGUUCUUCAACCACCCAGAGAGCAUGGUCCGUAUCGCAGUCAGAACCAUCACACUGAACGUCUACAAGGUCUCAUUGGACAACCAGCACAUGCUGCACAUCAUUCGAGACAAGACGGCGGUCCCUUACUUCAGUAACCUGGUCUGGUUCAUCGGCUCUCACGUCAUAGAGCUGGACAAGUGUGUUCAGACGGACCAAGAGCAUCGUAACCGGGGGAAGCUGAGUGACUUGGUAGCAGAGCAUCUCGACCAUCUCCACUACCUGAACGAUAUCCUGACUAUCAACUGUGAGUUCCUGAACGAUGUCCUGACAGACCACCUGCUCAACCGUCUGUUCCUGCCUCUCUACGUCUUCUCUCUGGUCUGCCCUGAACAGUCUGAAGAUCGUAAGAUCAACCCUCAGGUGUCCCUUAACCUACUGUCACAGGUGUUUCUCAUCAUCCACUACCAGCCGCUGGUCAACUCUCUGGCUGAGGUAAUCUUCAACGGAGACCUGUCUGUCUUCACACAGCACAAAACCACAGUCAGCGCAGGCGUCCGUCGCUUCACCAAGCCUCCUGAGUCUCUGGAGCGGUCUCUGGAGCUGUCCUGCAAUCGGGGGCGCAAGCGAGCCCAGAAACGCCCCAACUAUAAGAACCUGGGAGAGGAGGAGGAGGAAGAGGAGAGGCCGGGGGGAGGAGAGGAGGGCUUGGAGGACAGCGAGAGAGAGAGGGAGAAGGCUAAAGGUACAGAAGGGAGCAGUAAGGGAAGCAGCAGGACAAGUGGGGAGAUGGAAGAGAUAGAGAUGGUGGUGAUGGACAAGGGGACGUCGUCGUCGUCGUCGGCAACGGAGCAGAAUAUCACCGACGAGGAGAAGACUGCUGCCGCUGCUCGCACACAGAGGAAGAGGUGUGAUGAGGUGUGA
Oncorhynchus nerka (sockeye salmon) is the source of this 1026-nucleotide messenger RNA. RefSeq names its product protein CLEC16A. Gene Ontology annotation, biological process: endosomal transport; regulation of autophagosome maturation; endosome to lysosome transport. The record is from RefSeq and is a predicted model, not a curated record. The transcript is spliced from 9 exons. Gene Ontology annotation, cellular component: late endosome; endolysosome membrane. NCBI's taxonomy places the organism in Eukaryota, Metazoa, Chordata, Actinopteri, Salmoniformes, Salmonidae. The annotation marks the transcript as partial.